AUGUCCAGCUCUUCUGGCUCUCUCUUUGGUGAUGCCUGCCCGCUCACCAUCACCCCCGCCCAACUCCAGACACUCAACCCCGACUCAGUUGCGAUUCUUGAUGCAAGCUGGCAUAUGCCUAAUGCACCUCGCAACCCCCACUCUGAAUGGCUGAGCUUGCGCAUUCCCGGCUCUCAUUUUCUUGACCUGGACGCAGUUGCUAGUGCUCAUGAACUUGGAUUGAAACACAUGAUGCCAUCCCCACAAGUCUUCGCCGAAGCUUGUGAGACGUUUGGGAUCACUCCCAGAUCCCACGUAGUGAUCUAUGACACACACGGCAUAUUUUCCUCUCCUCGAGCCCUCUUCAUGUUCCGUGCGUUUGGCCACUACCGCUCCUCGAUCCUCGAUGGGGGCCUUCCUGCAUGGGUUGCCCAUGGAUGCCCCACUCGUUGCGGCGAACCGGGAUCUACAACACGUUCGAACUACUGGACUCCUCAGUUGGACACGGAUGUAGUAACAGGUUACAACGAAAUAUCCUCCAAUGCUAGAUAUGAUCCUGCGCGCGAACCCAUCGCCGACAUCGUUCUUGAUGCACGCUCUCGUGAACGCUACCUUGGCACCGGUGCAGAGCCGCGGCCAGGCCUCUCUUCAGGCCACAUUCCGUACUCCUUCUCACUUCCGUUCACCAUGCUACUCGACACGCAACGUAUGCCCACUCCUCUGCCUGUCACAUCUCUGCCAGUUCUCGAUUCUGAUCCUGAUGCCAAACCAUCGUCAUCGCCCGCCAGACCGCCGUUUCCCGCUUGGCUUCCGGAGACGUAUACAACCCUAAAGUCAACGACACGUCUCAUUUCUGCUAUCCAGGACGCCUUGAGCACGAGCGGCGCGAGCGAUGUCCUAAUUAAAGAUGUCUUGGAGAGCCACAGGAACGUUAUCGCGAGCUGCGGAAGCGGAAUGACUGCGGGCGUGGUGUGGCUUGCUCUAAGGAUGCUUGGGGUCGGCGACAGAAAGAAGCGGGUGGGGAUAUACGACGAAUCGUGGACAGGAUAUGCAAUGCGUCCGGAGAGUAAAAUAGUGAAGGAAGAUAACGUAAAAGUGUGA
This is a messenger RNA of Fibroporia radiculosa, 1080 nucleotides long. RefSeq lists its product as uncharacterized. The coding region runs from base 1 to 1080 and encodes 359 amino acids. Gene Ontology annotation, molecular function: thiosulfate-cyanide sulfurtransferase activity. Gene Ontology annotation, cellular component: mitochondrion. The record is from RefSeq and is a predicted model, not a curated record. The transcript is spliced from 6 exons. Gene Ontology annotation, biological process: transsulfuration. Lineage: Eukaryota; Fungi; Basidiomycota; Agaricomycetes; Polyporales; Fibroporiaceae.